CUUAGUUCUAAAAUAGAUACACAAUUAAGAAUACAAACAAAAACAAGCAUAGGCAAAUUUCAGUAACACACAGCCAAAAUGAAUGAAUUAUCGGUCAUGGACUGCGCCAAGAUGCCACUGGAUCGCAUGGACAUGGUACAGCGCAGUUUGAAAUGCAGAACCAUCGAGAUCUUUGAAUAUGACGAGCCUGUCAGCUUCACGGGGGAAGAGGAGGAGUUGGCCAUAGAGCCCACGCCCGACACUGAGGAUGCCACAGAGGAUGACGAGGAUCGGGCUAUGCAUGCGGUGGCCGAAAUCGAUUGUAUUAUCCGACGCAUCGAACUGAUGCAGCUUGCCAUUAGGCAGCGUCAAAAUCAAGCCAUAUCCGAGGACCAGACGGCCCCCGAAGAAGAGCAACAGCCAGAGGAGGAAUAUCUGACCAAAAUCCAACAGUUAUGCCAGGAGAUUGAGCGCAAACGGAAGGAGCUGGAUGUCAAAGUUGAAGUCCAGGAGCUAAUGCCGGAACGGCCGAAGCCUCUGGAGCUGAGUUGCCAGGAAAAGGUCGAGGUGCGUGACCUCCAGCAUGCCCACCAUCGCCUGCAGUGUGAAAUCUCGGAGAUGAUCUGCCGCUAUCAAAAUCUGCGCGGCACCCUGCGUGAUUUUCGCCUCCGGAUGUGCUCGAUAAGCAAACAGUUGCGCCACAUGUCCGCCCGGGCGCAGGAGUUCAACGAGUGGGUCCUACAGGUGGCCGGCGAACUGCACGUCUGCCUGGAGCGCUACCACUACUUGCUCCAUCAGAAGAUAUCCAAAAUAGAGGCACAGACCACGGCCAAGGUCCACGUUUUCCGAUUUUUUAGCCAAAACAAACUAUUUCUAAUGAACAGUCGUCUGCCGAGAGAUCUACGAGACCUUCGCUUUGAAAUCGAUGAGCUUUGUAUCUAUAUAAGCGAUUUGAGCGCGGAAAUGGAGGAACGUUUUGAUAAGGUUGAGCACUCGACCUGGAUUAAGAACAAGGAUUUCGGGAGCACUAAAGAUCUCUCGACACCACUGGUUGAAAUGCACUCGGUCUUGUCUACGGUUAUUAAGGAAAAACCCUCAAAGAUCAAAAGAACCAAAGCUAAUAAAUAGAUCAGAACUUUA
This is a messenger RNA of Drosophila miranda, 1119 nucleotides long. RefSeq lists its product as uncharacterized. NCBI's taxonomy places the organism in Eukaryota, Metazoa, Arthropoda, Insecta, Diptera, Drosophilidae. Bases 79 to 1107 code for a protein of 342 amino acids. The record is from RefSeq and is a predicted model, not a curated record. The transcript has a single exon.